Messenger RNA from Haliotis rufescens (red abalone), 6588 nucleotides. Its product is annotated as hyaluronan mediated motility receptor-like. Bases 115 to 3879 code for a protein of 1254 amino acids. NCBI's taxonomy places the organism in Eukaryota, Metazoa, Mollusca, Gastropoda, Lepetellida, Haliotidae. The record is from RefSeq and is a predicted model, not a curated record. The transcript is spliced from 25 exons. Gene Ontology annotation, molecular function: hyaluronic acid binding. Gene Ontology annotation, cellular component: membrane.
UUGGCAGGAGAGCACCUGUACUACUCGGCGGUUGCUUCAAAAUAUUUUUGUUGUGGUAGGACUAGUCUAUGGGCUUCUUUGUUUGAAAUCUGUUGCAUUCCUGCAGGAAUCGCUAUGUCGUUUUCAAAAGCAAGUCUGAAACGAUUCAACGAGGUCAGAGUCUGUGCCCCACCUGUUGGUGCUUAUGACCCUAGAGAGCUGAAGUCUGCACAUGGUGGCGCCUUCGUGAAGUCAGACAGGUUCAACAUUGACAAAGAGUUUGGCCCCAGCCCUGCAGACUUCGACAUCAGUACAUGUAGCGUCAUCAGUGGCGCUGGCGUCAGCAUGUUGGCGGGGAACCAGCACGGCCCUGGGGUGUUCUCCAGCACCCCCAGGAAGAAAUCCUUGUCCCACGCUUCCAGCACAGAAUCACUGAAGGAGAGGAAGGGGAGAUCACUGGAGGAGGCUAUAAUGCAGAGUAAACUCAAGGAACUUGAGCGAGAGAUCAAGAAGCUUCUACAGGACAAGACAGAUCUCAACAAGCAGGUCGGCACCAAGGAGGAAGACAUGAAGAGGCUGGAGGGACGCCUGCAGCAUGCACAGUCCGACCGCACCGCCCUCAUUGCCAAGGUGGCCACGCUCGAGAAGGACAUCAAGGAUGUCAACAAGAGCAACUCCGUACUGAAGAAUAAGGUGACGGUGACGGAGGGAACUGUCAAGAAGAAAGAUGACAAAUUACAGGCAGAACUGACAGAUGCGAGGAAUAAGUUGGAGAAGAAAGACAAGGAGAUCAGUGGUCUGAAACACGACAUGGAGGAGGCCGUCUCCCUUCUGCUACGUGACCUUCGAGAGGUCACCUGCCUGGCAGACAAACUUAACAACAAGGUGUCCGAACUAGAACGAAGCUUUGAGGAUGAAAAAGAUCAAGAUUCCACAGAAAAUGCAAAAGAGCAAAGAUCGACGGCAGCAGGGAAGGGUGACCUUGACCUUCUGGGGAAGGUCAACAAGGCAAGAGAUGAUACUCAGAAAAUCAAGUUGUCGCUGCACGAGAUCCGUGGGACGGCGGAGCGGAAGGUGCGUGAGAUGAAGAUGCGGAUGCGGGAGAAGUACGAGGGUGCGGUGGAGAAGCUGGAGCAGCUGGCGGAGGACCUGCAGCGGAAGGACGACAACCUGGAGAGCUCAAAGAUCUGUAGUGAGGCCCUGCAGACCUACAGAGAUGCUCUGAAGUCCCAGAACAAAGGCCUGCAACUGGCGGUGACUCGUCUCCGCAUGGAACAGUGGGAGUGUGAAGACACCAUCAGGUCUCUCAAGGGUGAGAUUUUUGCACUGAGCGAUGAGAAAGAGAUUUAUGAACAACAGUCGUUCGAGUCGAAUGCAGAGCUGGCAACACACAUGGAGAAGAUAGAGCAGCUCGAGGAAAGAGAGGAGAUGAUGAACGUGAACAUCCGAAGUCUGACUGAGAAGUAUCAAAUGUUGGAGCAGACGUUGGCGGAGGAGCAGAGCCACCACAAGGCUGAGUACGAGAAAGCCGCUGCCGAGCUUCAGGUGACCAAAGCGAGUCUACAGGAGGUGAGAGUGGAGUGUGAGACAAGUCAGAAGACCAACAAGGAUCUCAUACAGUCACUGAACAAGGCCAAGGGUAACACAGAGAAUGUGACAGCUGAAUUAGACAAAUGCAAAUCCUCACUGCAGGAGAUUCAGGAGCUGGUUGAUUCUCAAGCAAGAGAUGUGAAGUCCAAAAAUGCUCUGCUUCACGAAACACAGGACAAAAUUGACAGCCUCACACAACAGGUUGCUUUAAAAUCAUCUCACAUAGAAACACUUCAGAGUCGGUUAUCUGAGACGGAGAGAUCCGAGUCAUCUGUGAGUUCACAGCUGUCGGAGGUCACGGGAUCACACAAGAAAACUGUUGAGCUCUAUCUGGAACGAAUCGAGAAACUGGAGGAGGAGAAGGCUGAACUGUUGGAGGCGAAGCACAGCCUCUUGAGUGAGGUGGACAAACUGAAAGCUGAGAAGCAGGAUCUUGAUGUUGACCUUGAGAUUAAGGAACAGCUGCUGGAACACUUAAAGAUGCAGCAUGAACGUGAUCUUGUGCGAGAAGGUGAGAAGCUGAGUGAGCUUGAGGAGAAGUACCGUGAGUCUGAGAGUGACGUCUGUGGGAAGGUUGAGCGACUGGAGCAACAGCUGCAGAUCAUGGCGGUGAAGAGUGAGGCUGAGGGGACAGCACGGGAGCGGACGCUGACACAGCUGGAGGAGACACUGGAGCAGGUGAAGGCCGAGAAGGUGGAGACGGUGGCACAGCUGACGGAGUACAAGCGGAACCUCAACAUGGUCACCGAGGAGCUCAACGCGGCGAUGGAGGAUGUAGCAAAGUUGGCUGCGGAGAAGGAGAGUGAGAGACAGCAGUAUGAGGAGAAGCUGGUUGUCUUGGGUCAGGAAGGAGAAAGAGAGAGGGGACAGUGGGACAGUGUGAGACAGGACCUCGUCCAGAAGCUAGAGGACAUGCAGCAGCAGGCCAACGAGCUGCAGGAGCUGGUCAACAGGAUAGAGACGGAGAAGGAGAUGGCAGAGCAUGCUCUGAAGGAGAAACUACGAGAUGCCAGGAAUUCACUGACCCAGGCCCAGUCCACGCUGCAGUCCAGUCGGGCGGAACUGACCACGGAGCUCCAGGACACCAGGAACACAUUACUGAAGACAGAGAAGGCACUUGGCAGCCUGAGGGCGGACAUGAUGGAGAAACAGGGGGAGCUGCAAGGCCACCUGGUGGAGGCUGAAAGGGAGGUAACCCAGUUGAGGGAGGUGAAGAACAGUCAGCAGCAGAGCCUCAAGAAGCUGGAGGCUGAGAAGGAGGCUCUUAGGGAGGAGAGAGACAGGCUGUCGUCGGAGAACCUGUUCGACACCGCCUGCACCAGUGAGAGGUUUGCUGCCCUGGAGGAGAAGACGAGCAACGAACGCAAACUGUUUGAGGAGUUCAAGUCUGACCUGGCAUCUCAGCUGGCAGAAGCUCAGGCUGAAAACACUGCACUUUCAAAGACGUUUGACACGUACAAGACGACCACGGAGGCAGACCUGAGUUCCCUGAAGGGGGCUGUGAAGGAGGGGGAGAAGACAAAGACUGUUGUCGCUGACCUACAGGUGCAGGUGGAGUUGCUUCAGACGGAGAAGUCGAAACUCUUGGAAGAUGUAGAAAGCAUCAGGCUGUCGUCAACGCAGGCGGUGGGCGAGGUGCGGAGUCAGUUGGUGAUGGCAGAGAGUGAGGUGGCCCAGCUGUUGGUUGUCAAACUGGAACAGGAGCGGAGAGUGGCAUCGCUACAGCAACAGCAGCAGGCUGUCAGUGAGGAGCGAGACAGGUGCUUGUCAGAGUACAACACGCUGGCUCAGGAGGUGGAGCAGAUGCAGGACCAGCAUCAGCAGCAGGUGGAAGUGCUGAGACAGCAGUUUGAGGAGCAGGCUGCAACAGCUGAUGUUGAUGCUCUCACACAAGAAAUACACAAGUGGCAGACCCUGUACCAGGAGCUCCAGGAGAAGGUGGCGCCCUUCAUGGAUCAGAUAGAUGCCUUUGAGGCAGAGAGGCAGUAUUUACUGGGUUGUAGUGCUAAUGCGCAGGCAGAGAUCAACAAGCUGAGUACCGAGUAUGCUCGACUACUCGGACACCAGAAUCAAAAACAGAAGAUUAAACACAUUGUCAGGAUCAAGGAGGAAAACAACACGCUCAAAAAGGAGGUGAUGCAGUUGCGAGAGCAGGCCCGCAAACAAAAGAGGCAGCUGGAUCGGCGGAGCGAAGACCGACUCUCCCAGUCACAGUGCCGCACCAAGUUCGACCCCUCCAAAGCCUUCCAGCACACUAAGGAGAACAAAACCCCGGCCAUGAGUCCGCUAAAAUCAGGAAACAGACUGUAAGCAGAAGAUCCAGACCCUCAUUCCUCAAUGAGAACUGUGUUAUAGAUGGGACUUGUGAAUGUUUGGGUGCUGGCAUUGAUUCAAGGAAUGAGGCAAGGAUUGAUGGAGCAGUGAGCCUGUGCUACAAGGGUAUCAUCUCAGGGAUGUCUGUUCGUCUUACAAUGUAUAGAAGGGAAGUAACUCUGUAGGAGCCUGACGUGUAAAGUUUGAUGAUAAUGGUACAGAGACGGAUAGUUCUAACGACAUUGAUAAGAAAACAAGUUGUUGUUUUUUACUUGAAAUAACUUGUCUGCUCAUAGAAGUGAAUUCUCUGCUCUGCAUGAAUUCAUACCACUGAAACUAGAUCUGUAACACUGAUCGUACAUGAACAAAACAAAUCCCCCGAUGUGCUACGCUUGUGUGUGUUCAUCAGUGUGCUUCCCUAACUGUAUGUGUCGUAAUUACUAUCACUGAUUUUAUGUUGAUUGCAUUAAACUACAUCAACUAUACUCAGUAUUAUCAACUUGCUUUUAGGGAUUCAAACUAAUUUUGUUUUUUAUCUGUUUUUGUUUUUAUUGUUCAUCGCUGUCUUUGUCUUGUAAUGUUUCGGACUCAAUUGUUUUCUCCAAGGUAUACAACUCAAAAGCAGUUAAAGAACAUCCAAUUUAUUCAUAUGAUUAUAGUCAAUCUGUCAUGUCAUGCGAUGACAAAUUGACUAUAUUCAUAUGACAAAUUUGGGUGUUGUUUAACUUCUUCUGAGUAGUAUACCUUGAAGAUUACUAUAGUUGUAUUGAAAGAUCGGGUGUUGUUUAACUUCUUAUGAGUAGCAUAUAUGAAAUGGAGAUUUCCUAAAUGUGGUGAUCGUAUCGCUGAAGCAUGGCUCAAUGUUAGAUAUCAUCUUGGCUGUUUGUAAGAUCAUGCAUGAUGUCACUUGUCUGGGCGUUGUGGAUCCCGGCGCUUACUGAACUGCUCAAUACAGUAUAAGCCUGACACAUAUACAUGUAUAUAGGUGGUGAAUAAUCGAAUAAACGAAGGCAUCUUUGGUCCAGAGAUUGUUCCUUGUUACAUAAGCAUCUGUGUUAUGCUUUUGAAGUGUGUGGAGUAUGUCUACACUCUCAUCGUCCUUCCACCAAUGAGGAAGCUGCAAGCACAAUAUAUGGAGGCAUGAUUAUAUUUAUAUAUAGACUUUGAUAUGAUAUAGCUGAUAUUCCCUGGCAUGUAAUUAUCGUAACAUCUUACUGUGGUUCAUCAAUGGUCUUUCAUCUGACUUAUCUAUCCUGUCUUCAUCUUCUGGUUUGUGACAAAUGUGUUCGAGUUGGCCAUCAUGUAAAGUAUUUGUUAUUUUAGCCAAAACAAAACACCAACCUCCAAACCUCAUCAGCAUUCCCGAUCAUUCUGCAACUACUUACAACCAAUGUCAACUGAAAGCUGAUGUGAGGGAUAAAACAUGUUAUCUGACUCCUAUAAAACCUAAUGAGGGACGAAUAAAACCCCAUGUAGCCCUUGUGAUCCUGCUACAGCGAAUUUAUCCUACUGACAUGUUUUAAGAUGACUUUGUAAAAGAAUUCAAACAAAUUCAAAAUUGAUAGAAAACAGCUUUUCGAUUGAGCUGAGGUUAGAUUGUGCCAUGUCACAUGACCUCCAUUGGCUCGGAAAAAGGAAAAAGCGGUGGCUUUUUGCUUUGAAGUGGGGUAUAAGGGAUUUAUUCUGUCUCUCAGAUAUGCAUGUGCAGCCUGUAUUGCUCAUAGCGGGGUAUAAGAGAUAUAUUCCCCCACCGAUAAAUUUAUUCCUCUCCAAGGCAGGUUACGCAGUAUUUUAUCAAGUAUAUGAUAUACAUUUUGCAUUUUGCGUUUUCAAUCCAUAACGUGAUAAACUGAAAAUAUUCUGACAUUGCUGAUCUAUCUGUACAUAUUAACAAUAUCGUUCAGUCAGGAAAGUCUGACAUAAGUGGAAAUUGGGUUGUUUGGUUUAUCAUUUUGUUGACAUGUGUGUAAAGGUCUAGUUCUUAUCAAGCCAAACAUACCCUAAUACGACGUGUUUAAACAAGUGCCACUGUUGUCAAUUAUAGGAUGGAAACAUGUUUUUUUGGUUUGAUGGGCCAAUUUGGCUGUCCUCGUACAUGAAAACCUUCUCUUUGUCUUGUUCAUUGUUGUGUUCCCCAGUUUGUGCUCAUGUCAUUGUUACUUGGCUCGUUCACCUCACACUCAUGUACAAAUAUUGAUACAUGUACCAUCAAGUUGUUACUCCGCUCGUUCACCUCAUGCUCUCAUGUACAAAUUUUGAUACCAUCAAUUAUAAGUAUAAAAAGUGUUACUCAGAUUAUGCAAGAGUAUUAUGACGUGGUAUUUAUUGUUUUUAUACCGUAUUUCAUUUAUCAUGUUUACUUAUUGGAUGACUGUCAUAAAGUACACUUAUAGCCGUCAUUUUAAUUUUGUAAUUCCAUUUAAAUAUACAACAGUAAUUUAAAGAAAGUAUUUUUCUUAAAUGUGAAUGUCAUUAUUUUGUCAAAAGAAACAAGAGACCGUUAUGAGAGCAUAUUUGCAGAAACUCAUGAAGUUCAUCAAAGAAGGUUAAUUUGACUUCAAAUUUGUACCAUUCACAGACAAAUUAAUGCCACAUGUGUUGUUCCUGAAAGUCAAACAUGCUUUCACAACAAAAUCAUAUAAAAGUAUUCGAUGUAACAAUGCUUCUUUGAAGUUGAACAAGUGAAAUAAAUUUUUAUUUACCUUA